Trametes versicolor FP-101664 SS1 is the source of this 537-nucleotide messenger RNA. RefSeq lists its product as uncharacterized. The record is from RefSeq and is a predicted model, not a curated record. Lineage: Eukaryota; Fungi; Basidiomycota; Agaricomycetes; Polyporales; Polyporaceae. The transcript has a single exon. The annotation marks the transcript as partial.
CUGCUAGAUCAGAGCAGAGCAUGGGUAUACGGCCGCCCAUACUGAUGAUCCGGCCUUAUAACCACGCACUCUCUCAUCUAAUGAGAUCGAGACCUUCCAGAAACCGGAUAAUGGGUCACGUAGCAUCCAGCGAGAACAGCGCUGGCCAGACGUCGAAGAUGCGAUGCGGUACGGCACAAUAAACAUUGGCGCGUGGCGUCGCAGAAGAUGCCGCCCGCGCUCCCGCCCGACGUCGGAUGGCCCGUAUACGCCGGCACCGUACCGCAAGAAAUAGCGGGCGCCGGGCGGGAGACAUGGGCGCAAGGACAGGCCAGGAUGACCCAAGGUAGGUCGGUCCUAGGAGGCCCCUCCUCGGUCCAUCCCCUAGGCUAUGAGCUGAUAUCUCAUGUACUUUAGGGUUUUGCCCAUGCAGGCUCUGGCAAGAGACGCCCUUGCCAAAGCAAUAUGUGAUACCUCCUUCUUAUCCAGAGCGUCCAAUUCACGGGGAACGCUCGAUCCUAUUCGGCGGAUGUCGACGUUCCGCAUCCUCCCACCCCG